GCGGAUAAGAAGCCGUGGGAAAGAAUCAGACUCUUUAAGCUUCCUUAUAGAUUUGCAACGUCUUCCAGGAUUACAAGCGGUAAUCCAGGAUACUCACGUUGUAAAAUCCUUAGGUCCAGGAGUGCAGCAUUGUCUGCAUUGCGCACAUUGCUCUCUCGGAGUGUUUCUUCGUGCUGAAAAGGCCUUGCAAGCUCUUAGGGAAGCUUCCCAAAUCUCAGACGCACGCUCACCUCCUCCACCACACACCACCCUUUGCAGCCGCUCCUCCCUUAACCAAAAUGGCUGCCGUCGGUAUUUGCGCUCGCGCCGUCGCCACCCCGGCGGCGUUCGCUACCUCCAGCAGCAGCCUGAGCUCCAGCAGGGCGAUCGCCGCAUUCCCCCUUGCUUACCUGCAGAAUGGAUCCCGCACAGUCAUGAGGGCAGGGACCAGGAAGGUCACCCGCUCGACCAGCGGCCGCAAGCUGAACUGGAUCCCCGCAUACAAGGCAGACAAUGACUUGAAGAACCCCUCGUGGUUGGAUGGCAGCCUUGCCGGAGACUAUGGCUUCGACCCUCUUGGCCUUGGAAAGGACCCCGCAGCCCUCAAGUGGUACCGUGAGGCCGAGAUCAUCCACGGACGGUGGGCCCUUGUUGCCACCCUUGGCUGCCUGAUCGGCCAGGCCUUCAGCGGAAUCCCCUGGUAUGAGGCCGGUGCCGCCCCCGGCGCCGUUGCGCCCUUCACUUUUGGAACCCUUCUCGGAACCCAGAUCCUGCUCAUGAGCUGGGUGGAGGGCAAGCGGUGGGUCGACUUCUACAACCCGAGCUCGCAGUCGGUCGAGUGGGCUACUCCUUGGUCCAAGACUGCCGAGAACUUUGCUAACUACACGGGCCAGCAGGGAUACCCCGGCGGCAAGUUCUUCGACCCCUUCGGUUUGGCUGGGAAGGUGACCGGCGGCGCGUACCAACCCGACUUCGCCAAGCUGGAGAGGUUGCAGCUCGCGGAGAUCAAGCACGCGCGGUUGGCGAUGGUUGCGAUGCUCAUCUUCUACCUCGAGGCUGGCCAAGGGCUGUCCCCCCUGAGCCCCUUCGGGUUGUAGAUAGCGCAUACGGGUUGUAGCUAGGUGUUUGUCCUUGUAAUAAGUCCGUCACAGAUCCGUGUAAUAAGUUUCCAAACAGUCAGAUUGAACGGGCAGGUUCCAUAGGAGCUGGUUCGUGUCGACUCGCAGUCGUACCGCUGUGCCACGAUCAGGCGGCGUGGUCAAAUUGACCUUCUCCAAGUGUUUGUUUUGGAUGCAAGGCAACAGAGUUUCAAGUAUAAUCGAAUGUGAACGCCUUGUUCCAAUCCCUACAGCGGUCACUUGGACGCGCUGUUCUUGAUUAUAGGCAAUGCUCAACACACAUGCACUUCUGGCGGCCAUCAUGUAAUUGGUUCGAAACUGAUCG
Messenger RNA from Klebsormidium nitens, 1422 nucleotides. NCBI's taxonomy places the organism in Eukaryota, Viridiplantae, Streptophyta, Klebsormidiophyceae, Klebsormidiales, Klebsormidiaceae. The record is from the annotation of a GenBank genome assembly.